GUUGCAGGAGAUUUUCAGGAGAGUUCAGCAGCAGGAGCAGCAAAGACUAAUGGCUAAAGUGGAGCUGACACCGCUCAGACCCUGGGACGACUUCUUCCCUGGGUCGGAGAGAUUCUCCAAACCAGAUGUUAAAGAUUUAGCUAAAUGGAACAACAGAGUCGUCAGCAACUUGCUAUACUAUCAAACAAAUUAUUUAGCUUUGGCUGUCGUUGCUUUCCUCGUUGUUGGGUUCCUGAACCCUCUGGGGAUGUUCACAGCCAUGGUCGUGGUGUCGGGCGUCUUCAUGGGUUCAGUGUGGGCUGGAGAGAACAGAAGUGCAAUAAACACCUUUAAGAGGCAGAAUCCUACAGCAUUUGUGAUCGCUGUUAUGGUGGCCAGCUACGUUGUAAUCUCCAUGCUGGGGAGUGUCGUGGUGUUUAUGACGGCAAUCACUUUACCUCUGGCUUUGAUAUCCGCACACGCUUCAUUUCGCCUACGCAACAUGAAAAACAAACUGGAGAACAAGAUUGAAGGAGCAGGACUGAAGAGGUCACCGAUGGGUAUCUUGUUGGAAACCCUGGGUCAGCAAGAGGACAACAUUAUGAAGAUCCAGAGUUAUCUGGAGGGAAAACUGAAGGAAUGAUUGGACAAAACAUGCACAUCAUUUCACCAAAGAUUCUUGAACAUGAGCAUGGUUGUAACAUUUCUAAAUCUUUCAGAUUAACUCUUACGUGUUUUUUUCAAACACAAGUGUAUGUGUGUGUGAGAAUGUGUGUGUGUUUGUCUAAAAGAAGAAAUGUUAAAGGGAUGUAUUUUUGUAUCUGUCACUCCACCCAGAACUUGUCGGGGCACUUUUCCUUAAACGGUGAUGAGGACAUUGUAGCUCCUCACAUUUCUACUAUGCAAUUUGUUUCUAUGCAACACAGCUGCAGACUUCUUCUUCUUUUGUAUGAAAUCUGUGUUGAAUUAGUCUCAGAAACUACCUUAAAUCAUGACAGUUAACUAUCCACCAAAGUUCUAAAGAAAUGAACGUGUUGUUUUACAACAAAGAAAAAGUGCAAACUCACCACCAUCAGGGCCAAGCUCUUCUAAAGGCUUGACUGUUUCAAGUUUGUGACUAAUGUCUCAUCACAUAAAAUUCUACUGUUGUCUUAAUUAUGCAUUUGAAUGGAAACUAAUCCACUUCAUGUUCAUGCAAAUAAAAAGAGCCAAACAAAAGAGUGACACCUUUAAAUGCUUGUUACUCAAAUAAACUGAGUUGAAAUUCAAAAUGAAGACAUCAAAGAAUCGCAACAUCUUGUCCAUCAAUAUUCCUCCUCUCUUUUAAUCUUAACAGUACCCCCUUGGUUAAGAAGUGGGUAUUUAGGAGGUCUGUUGGACAAGUGGUUUGAGCGUGCGCCCUUGCACAGCGGUCCCUGGUUUGACUUCGGGCCAUGGCUGCUUGCUGCAUGUCUUCCCUACUCUCUGCUCCCCACAUUCCCCGUCUCUUUUCAUCUGUUCUAUUAAAUAAUGGCAAAAAUGGGACACGAAUAAACCCACCUUCUCAGUAUUUUUGCACGUAUACUUGGAUAUCUGGAAUGUCCACUGACCCACUGAAUGUGAAAUUAAAUAAUCUAGUCCUUUGUUCAUUAUCUGUAUGCCUGAAUCUGCUCUCCUUGUGAUAUCUCAAUGAGAGUCAUUGUAAUAAAACAUGCCCCCUCA
Molecule: messenger RNA, 1680 nt
Organism: Notolabrus celidotus (New Zealand spotty)
Lineage: Eukaryota; Metazoa; Chordata; Actinopteri; Labriformes; Labridae
Gene: arl6ip5a
Product: ADP-ribosylation factor-like 6 interacting protein 5a
Exons: 3
Coding region: 50-622 (190 amino acids)
Biological process (GO): negative regulation of transport
Cellular component (GO): membrane
Source: RefSeq, a predicted model, not a curated record